Ilyonectria robusta is the source of this 3423-nucleotide messenger RNA. RefSeq lists its product as uncharacterized. The transcript has a single exon. Bases 1 to 3423 code for a protein of 1140 amino acids. Gene Ontology annotation, molecular function: protein binding. The record is from RefSeq and is a predicted model, not a curated record. Lineage: Eukaryota; Fungi; Ascomycota; Sordariomycetes; Hypocreales; Nectriaceae.
AUGGCUUCAACUUCAAGAGCUAGCACCAGUGGUGGCCGCCGCGGCCAUACCCGGCGAUCAUCGUCAACCGCAGCCAUCAGCGCCGCCGUCCUGCUGUUCGCAACAACACCCCUCGCCUCGGCGCACUCCUUCCCCUACGUCUCCACCCAGGUUCUCCUCAACGGCCCUGCAUGUGUCGACUCUAUGACACCAUGUGAAGGCAACGACGUCGCCUAUAUCUUCCGCCAGACCGACGACGGCGGGGUCGAGUUUCGCUCGACCAACUUUUCCUCCUCCCUCGGCAAUAACCUCAACCUCGUGUCUCCAACAGGCAACAACCUUCCUUUCCUCGAUGGGAAAUCCAAUACCACGGCGUUUAGCGCCGCGAGGACGCCCAAUGGCACCCUGCUUGUAUAUGCGGGAGACUGCGAAACUGGGACCGGCAAUGUUUGGAGCUACGAAGCCCAAGACACCGAAUGGGUCAAGAGAGGCCUCGGCGACGAUGGCCAUGGCACUAGAGGUCCCUACUUUCUGGGCGCAACUGUGGCCUUCUCUUCGACGCUCUCACCCGAGAUGGACCAGCCGACAAUCUAUACAUACGGCGGCAUGUGCAGUAGCCCCACGGAUAACACAACAGAGUGGCAAGGUGACGCCAAUUACACCAAGUCGAUGCUGAGCCUCUCACCAAAGAAGGACGAGGUCAACACGGCUUAUACACUCAGCCUCGCUUCAAGCGACGGCCCGAGUACGCCCAUCGCCGGCUUCACCCUGACUGGCUUGACCCCGUCCAUGACCAAUAAGUCCGGGAUUGUGACGCAGCAAGCCAGCUGGGUGUUGCUGGGCGGACAUUCGGAUACCGCCUUUAUCAACAUGAGCACCGCCGCGGUGUGGAAUCUGCCCGCCGAAUCGUGGACUUAUGUGUCCAUUCAGGCACCAGACGACACACUGCGCAGUACGGACCUUGCCAUCAAGGACGAGAGUAGUAACAGCAAUUCUGCUCGUCGUCGAGCUACGGUCAUAGAUGAUGUUUACAGCCGAUCCGGCCACACGGCGACCUUGAGCGAGGAUGGCAUGUCCAUUGUCGUGCUCGGCGGAUGGGUUGGGGAUGUCGGGACACCUGCGGAGCCGCAGCUGGCCAUCCUCGAGAUGAGCGAGGCCUAUAGUGGGUGGCAAUGGAGUAUCCCAUCAAAGCAGCCCGACGUCGAUCUCUACGGCCACGGAGCAGCCGUGCUCCCUGGAAACGUCAUGAUGGUGUAUGGCGGAUGGGAGAUUGGCUCUUCGUCCAACAAGAAGAGCAAGCGCCAGUCGUCGACAACUACGCGUUUUUUCAACCUCACGUCGCAGGCUUGGGUGUCGUCUUAUAAGAACCCCGACGCUGGCCGUGAGGCUUCUGAUGACGGCAGCGCCCCCAAGGAAGGCGGUCAACUCAAUGCGAAGCGCCUGGGCUUGGGACUCGGUCUAGGCUUUGGUCUCGCUGCCAUCCUCGGCGCGGGCGUGAUUGGUUUCUGUUGGUAUAGGAGAAGGAAGCGCCAACGCGAAUCUCGAGACCAGGCCGUCCGCGCACUGUCCCAAGAUGCGAGCCACUUCCUCCCUGACCACCACGACGAGAUGAUUGAGCGCAACGAUGACCCCUGGGGGGCGGACGGAUGGUAUGGCACCGGACAGGACCCUUAUCAAGCCGGCGAGCGAUCCUUGGGUUACGAGUCUCUCAGGGGUAACCGGGGAGGUGCCUUUACUGGUCCGCUGCCGGGACUACAUAUCCCAAGGAAGCCUGUGUCGAGACAGUUGCGCGGCGGUUAUGUGCAGACGGCAACACACCCAGCCAAUUUCGUGUCCUCGCCAGGACAUAUUCACCCCAUUUACGAGGAUGACGAAGAAGAGUCGUUCCACCACGUUCCCAAGGAAGAGCCCUACACACCCACUUCGGAAGCUCCCUCGGACCCCUUCCAGACGCCCACUCACAAUAACAACGUACCUCCGCCUCUAUUCGCAUCCGGUGGUCUAGGCUCAGCUACGCCGAGCCCGGAGGGACCGCGACACGAUCCCGAGGUGCAGGACUGGGUAUCAGAUGUGGAUGCCGCAGAUGCCAUGUUGGCGAGGAUGAACAGCCGAGGUCACCAAGGCCGUGUGUCGCCUACGCGUCCCGGCUCUUACCGCGCGGUUGCGCUUCGUGAUGAUGAGUCCCGAAGCGGAUCUAAUCUGUCUGAAUCUGCGCGCAGUACGGCAGAUAGCUUGAAGCAGACCUCGGGAGGACGGCGCCUUAGCACACUGGCUCCAUUGAUGUUGGGAGGUGGUGCUGAGCAUCCCAAGCCUGGCAGCUCGUCGUCUAGCAGCUACAACACGGCCCGAUCAUCGUUCGGAGCACUGCAGGCUGAAGGUCCCUCACUGCUAAUGGGCCGCGCUUAUGACGAGGAUGAGCCCCCUCAGCCUCCGUCGCCAUCUAAGUCGAAACCUCGCCGAGGUUGGCUUGGUUCCCUGCGCCGCGUCUUCUCCAACUCGAGCACACCAACGUCGUCUCGUGAAGACAUGUCUCAAGUGCGUCGGUCAUUCGAUCAGGAGCCUGUAGGCGGCGAUUACGAGCCCGGCCUGGUAGGCAUGCACGGUGAGCUUCUUAGGCGGAAGCAAGGCCGGCAAGGCUGGGAAGAGGGCGGUGAAGGAGCCUUGGGGACCAAGACCGUUGCAACGGGUGCAGAGCGUUCGCCGGAGACGGACUGGGACAUUGAGCGGGCCGUUGAACAGCGACUUGUACAAGUCAUGUUCACGGUGCCGCGGGAACGUCUGCGUGUUGUCAACGGAGACGCGGACGGCUCCGGGGACGAUGAGAUCCCCGUGCAGCCGCAGAGCGCGGUGCUGGUGGACCCGGAGAAGGAGAACCGGCGGUCGAUGGAUGCAGUGAGCAGCAUCCAUGAGAAGUUGCUUGAGCGUGAUGAAGAACUGCGGGUGAAAGAUGAUGAGAAGAUGGAUGAGAAACCUGAUUUGCUGGACGAGAAGAUGGAGGAGGAGACUAAACAACCGCUCCUCCGUGACGAUGAGAAGGACCAUCUUCGCCAUGAAGAGCGACGACAAGAACAAGAACAAGAACAACCACGGCAACCACAACCUAUUCACCUUCAACCAAUCCGCCCUCUCUUCACUCAUCAACCUCCCUCACCCUCGCCAUCACCACCUCUUUUGACCAACACGGCCUCCCGCCACGCCCGCAAUCUUUCUGCCGACACUGCCAACACGGUUCCUUACACGCAACACCUCGACCUCGCCCCCCUCGAGACCCGCUUCACUCAUGACACGGACGAAUCUACCGGCCGCCGGCACUCGGGCGUUGUCCUCGAGGCCCAAGCCGUGCCCUUGAUGCGCGAGAGGGCCCGCACGACGCGGGUGUUGCAGAUGGUCGAUAGCUUUGAAUCACUAAGCCGGGAGGGGAGUCCGACGCACGACAAGAAUUAA